This is a messenger RNA of Xyrichtys novacula (pearly razorfish), 13668 nucleotides long. NCBI's taxonomy places the organism in Eukaryota, Metazoa, Chordata, Actinopteri, Labriformes, Labridae. The record is from the annotation of a GenBank genome assembly.
CUGAGGUGUGGGAUCUCAUAACUCUCACACAUGGUGGACCAAUCAGCAGAGGCUGCGGGGGCAGAAAGCCGGUAGGUUACAGAGUGAAGCCCACAUGACACAGAAAGAUCAGAGGGACGGGGAGGCAGGAAACUUCUCCCUCUUCUUCUUCUCCUUCUCCUUCUUCUUCUGUGUUUCUUUCCAGGCUACACCGGAGAGGACUCACCUGAACCUGAGACAGGAAACAGACGGCGGAUCAUCCUCCUCAGGUAAAGCUCUGUGACGGUGCAGAGUUUCACUCUGAUGCAACUUUAAAGCUCUCGGUCAGUCUGACUCUUUCUGUGUGAGGUGUUUCUUUCUCUGGAUAGAGAGAGGAGAGGAGAGGAGGGAGAGAGGUGCAGCAGAUGGGAAGUGGAGUUAGAGAUGCAUCAUGGGAAAUAUGGAGUUGUUUAUGGAGAUUAGUAUUCAGUAUGAGUUUGUAGACGUCGAUGUUUUGGUGUAAGAUGUCCUGGUUUGGUCUCCUUAUCGCAGGUUUGGUGUGUUUUUGUGUUUCCAAGUGGAUCCGUCAGUGUUUCUCAUCCUGCAGCUCUCAAACAAGACUCAGCCUGUGUGUGAACUUCAGGACAAGUGUCGGUCUGUGUGUGUGUGUGUGUGUGUGCAGUGUGUGUGUGUUUUGAUCCCUCCAGUGUUGGCUGUCAACAUGGCGGGUUUUGAGGAAGAGAGACUCAGACAGCUGGCCGGCCUCAGUGGAAAGCAUGCGGCUGUUUCUCUGCGUGCCAAAUCUCUGCAAGCUAUUUAUACUCACCUUUGCCAGGCUCACCACUGGUGUCUUUUCAUUCACGCCCCGCCGACGCAAAUGCCAUCGCAUCAAAAUGACAUCCAAUUACUGACCGGCUGGGAUCACUUUGGCCUGAAAGUUAAAGAAAUUUUGCUUCAAAUCUCUUUAAACUAAACGACAGAAUAUCCUGCAGACUGAAUUUAUCACAGACUCUCCAUUUAAGACCAAAACAGUCUUUCUCUGGUCAGGUAUCUGAAAACUGACAAUCACAAACACACCAACACAACUUCUUAAACUUAAACAAAUAAACAAACAUCCAUUUCUAAUAAUAAUGUCCAAAAACAUGAUUUAUAAUCAGCCCAGAAUGUGUCCAGAGAAGACGUUUAGUUUUAAAGGGAUAUUCCAGUGUAAAUUCAAUUUAGGGUCAAACACAACUCACCUACUCUCUUCCAGCAGCCGCUUGUUUGUAGCGAGACUUCAGGCCAGUCCAUUACAGACUACAGCGGGGUGCCGCAGCUCAAGGAAGAACAUUUAUGAUCAUUUCUUUAUCAUUUCCUUGAAGAAAUAAUCACCAUAUUAAUCAUUUUGCACUGCAGACACGGUAGUUCUUCUGUCUUAGCGUCUCGGUCUGAUUGUAUUUCCAUGAAGAAAUACAUAUCAUGAUAAACUCAGGCUUUUAUUUUGAUAAGUUCCUGUUUGACUAUGAGGUUGCGUUUGUGAAACUAUGCUUUUAUUUUGAAAAGUACAACUAGACUGUAAGUUACAGAACUAAAUGAAAACAGUUAGUAUGAAUAAAUGUAAAUUUAAUUGUCCCGCCCACACACUGUAUUCACUACAUAAUUCACUAUAUUCACUUCAUUAUAAAUGUGUUAACUUCUCCUCUAUAACAGGCUUGUAUUGGUCUCUGGUGCUUCUACAGACAGCCUCUAGUGGACACUCGGGAAACUACAGCUUUUAACACUCGCACACCAGCUUCAUCUCUCAGGACCAGAGGUGGCACUGUCCCCUUCUCUUUGAAAUGUGAUUGGCCACCUCAAACUCCUGGGCUGUGAUUGGCUGUUUACCUUGUCAGAGGGGGGCUCAGGUGAAGACAAGUCGUGUUCUGGCGUUUCCUUUAGUUCCUGAAUUUGGGCAAAAAUCUUGAAGAAUCAGUGUAGAUGAUUUUUGGAAUAUUACAUCUGUAUGAUACUGUGGUGUUUGGUGGAUUAUGUACAUGUUGAUUCCACUAAUUCUGCUGAAUUUUAUCUGCUGUGUUUUUACAUCAACUUACCCAAACUUCUUGUGGGGGCCCGCAGAAAAGUCCAGUCAAAAUUUAGCCAUUUGGGUUCACACUCAUUGUCAGAAUAUAUAGAUAUUUCUGUCGGCCUCAGCUGUUAAGAGUAAGUUUUGUUGACUCAUGUUAUAUUUUAUGAGGUUUGCAGAAUGAGUUCAGGACCAAACUAAUAACUCAGACUUUUUAAUAGUGCUUUAUCUUUUUUUCAUCCUAAGCAAAACCGUCACAUUAAAUGUAAAUGGUCUCCUCUGUUUCUAAGUGUCUUACAUUUUAAUAUUUGAAUAUACUCCAAUGAAUUUUGUCUGUCCUCUCCUGCAGUCCUCACAUCAUUGAUGCAAACAGACAGUGACAGAGACAUGGCCAUUCCCCGGAUGUUUAACUCAAACACGCCUUUCAUCAUCGUCACCGGAGGCUCUGAACUCACGUUUCUGGGCAAAGAGGACGACAGCGAAGGGUGCGAGGAGGAGAAGGACUCGCUGGUUCAGGCCAUCGCCCCCCAUCUGAGCCGGGUGAUGCAACACGGCACCGCCAAACACGUGGUGACCAAAGGGGAAGAGGAGUCUGAGGAGAACCCCUGUGUGUCCAUCGUCGCCCAGGCAGAGAGUAAGAGAGAGAGGGAUGGGAUCAUGGGAGCAGAGACUGUGGGUUUAUUUCAGUAAUUGAUCAGUUUGAUCAUUUUCUCUGUUUCAGGUGAAGACUUUCAGGAGUUCAGUCCUACAAAAACACGGUGUCCUUACUCAAGAUGUCAGCAGCUCAAAAAGCAAAGGUACGAUGGGACGCUGGGCCACAUGUUUACUAUUAACAGGAUAUGAUGAUUCUCAAACCAUUUAAAGGCAAAGUUAUAUAAAAAUACUGCAAAGACAACAUGUACAAUUUUAAAGAAGUCCAGAAAAGUCUCUGUUGUUCCUGGAUCAUGUUUCUGUCUGGUGUCCUCUUUACAUACUUCAGUUUAAACCUCAUUUGUGGAUGAAGUGAUGAUCUGUGUUCUCAGACGAUGCAGUGAUUCCCACUACAGAGCAGACCUGCCAACACUCCUGUUGUUCCCCGGACUCUCCCAUAUCUCAGACCUUUCUCCCACCACCUCCUGUAUUGUCAUUUCUCCCAUAGGGAAUCUCCUGUAGUUUGAUGGUCCACGUUCACUCAUGAAUCGGAUCACUAUAUUUAUCCAAAGUUUCUAGACAACUGAAGAUUGUCGUGUGUUUCUGCUGAGCCUCACAGACACUGGAUUAAUACUUUUACCUUACAGUUUGGGAUGAUUCAGGUCGGUUUAAGCUGUAAACUAUAUUUAAACAGUGUAGUGACUCUUUUCCUUCAUCAAAAAGGCGGCUGAGGUUUAGGUUCGGUUGCAUCUGUGACUCGUUUGAAUGAUCAGUCCGGUUUGAGUGUUAGAAAAUGAUUUAUUGUUCAAAAAAGGAAAGAAAACAAGCUGAUCCUGAAACAAUGAAAAACAAUGUGAAACGGUCAUCAGAAAAAGAUCAGAGCUUGCCACGACCCGUUGUCUGACUACACCUGUGACAUUUAAAUAACCCGCCAAAAGCACACCCCUCAGUGACGAUCCCCAGAAGUGACAUACCUGUAGAAAUCAAACCUUCAACAAAUAUAUUUUGGCUCUUAAAAACAGUGUUUGUUGUAAAAUGAACACUUUGAUGAAAGGGAACAAAUGCGAGAUAUAAUAUUUACAUUGACAGUCUUUCACCGUCUGGGAGUGAUGCGUUCAGGGCAGCCUCAGAUAAAAGAGUGCUGUAUUUCACAUACAGAUGUUCGGAGAGCAUGUAAAACACAUGAGGACUUUAACACUAAUAUUAGUGGACUAAAUAAAUUCAAGGCUUAUCGUAGCUCUUAUUUUUUUAUUACCAUUUGUUAUUGUUAAAACAGAAAAGUGUGCAGCUUCACUUAGACUUAUUUGGAUGAGUAAUCUAACUACAAACACUCUCAUAAUCAGCUCAUAUACCAUACAAGGUAACCCCAAAACUGCCUUACACGCCGCAAAAAUCUCCCGUAUUUUAUAACCUAAAUGUCGGCAGGUAUCCUCCAGAGUCAAAUCUGUUUUAAAGUCAGUGCUGCCUCAGGACGUUGGUUUCUCUCAGUCUUUUAAUGAUAACGUGUUCUGCACACAGAGACUCAAACCUCACCGACUUUAAUCUGUUUGCAUACUGAACACACUCUGUCAUCGAUCAUUUCCAGGUUCCUCAGUAAAGAGACGUCUCCCAUGUGUGACUCUGAGGAGGAGGAGGAGGACUUGGACACGGCUGCCAAACUCCCACACCACCACCUUCAGAGGAAACAGCGCAGGAAAUCCAGGAGACUGGACCAGGAGGAAGGGGAAGCGCCUCCGAUUAUCCGAGGUCUGUGGGUGCAGGAGAUCGAUUGGCUGAAACUCCCUGAGAUCAUCCCGCCUCCUCCUGAGUUUACGGACUCCUGCAGCCAUGGAGACGUGUUGGGGGACGUGUCUUUAUCAGAGGAGCGGGACGGAUCAGGAUCCACAGAGGACACCGAUGAUGUCAGAGGAGGUUCAGACUCUGACUGCAGCCUGGAGCAGGACUCUGAGUCCGUCCAUACUCAUGAAAGUGAGUCAGACUCGUCCUGCGGCGCAGACGACAACGACGACACACACGCCGUGGACAGUUUUACAGAAGAGGCCAGAAACUCAAACUUGACCUUUGACCUCAUGAACGUGUCUGGCUUUAACUCCUGCUCCCAUACAGAGUGGGAUUCUGACUCCUUAGGGCGUGUGCAAAGCCUGCUGGGAAUGUCAGACUCCACAGACUCGCCCAGCCCUGUGAAUAUUUCCCAGAAUGCCUUUGGAUUGAGUGACAUGAGUGGCAGUGGCACAGUUUUGGAUUUCCUCAGAGGCAGAGUGACACAGAUGCCGAAGCUCUCGGUCUCACCUUUCUUCAUGGAUUUGAUUAAACAGACUCUGAACGGCUGGAGGACGAGCAAACCAGGAAACGAGGGACUUCUCUUUCAUCAUGUAAGGAUUUGACAUCUGGACGUCAAACAACCCUGAACGUUUCCUUUAACAGUAAACUACGACUACAACAUCCACUGACCUUUAUGAUCUUCAGUAUCUCACCUUUAAACCAGAAGUAUUUAAAGAAUUAAUGAAGCAGGUUAGAGUAAGAAACAAGCAGACUGUGAGGACGUCUUAUUCCUAAUGUACCUUAUCCUGCAUUUCCCAAAACACCUUAAAUAUGGCAUUUGAUAAAUCGGAAGUAUACGAAACUUCCCUUUAAAAUUCAGGGUCAGGCACAGCAGAGGAUAAGGUAUUUAUCAUUAAAAUUUCAAAAUUAUAGACAGAACUUUAUAAAGAAAAUAGAGUUGAAAUGUUAGAAAUAGUGUGUAAGAAAAAGACAAACAUUUACGCAAAUAAAGUUUCAUAUUUCCAGAAUUUUUAAGGUAAUUACGGAAGCGUAUUGCAUUAAAAAAAGUAAAAAAAAAAAACGUUAUCUGAUUGUAUGGGAUUCUCGCAGGAUUUUGAAUCUCGCUUAGUUAGGAGAGAAAAAAAAAAAUCCAAAAACAGAUUUUUUUUCUCUCGAAAAAACAGGAAGACAAAAAAAAAAAAGUACAAAAAUCAGAAGGAAAAAAAUUGUAGAAAAAACAGAGACAAAAAAAAAUUAGCUCGAAAAACAGAAGAAUUUUUUUUUCCAAAAAAAAGAGAGACAAAAAAUGGUACGAAAAACAAAAGAAAAAAAUUGUCGAAAAAACAGAAAAACAUAAAAAGUACAAAAAACAGAAGAAAAAAAUGUUGAAAAAAAACAGAAAGAAAAAAAAUUAGUCAGAAAAACAAACAAAAAAAUUACUGAAAGAAAAAGUCUUUUUGUAAGUGAAUGUAAUACGCUUCUGUAGGUAAUACUUCAACAUUAAUAAAAUUAAAAAUGAGCUAAAAAAAAGUUGUCAAAAAAAAAGAGAAAAUAGAGUCAAAAAUUUACAAGGAAAAGGUCAAAACAAAACAAGGUGACAUUGUACAUUUAUCUAUAAAAGUUACACAUGAAAUAGAGUGUGAUAAUAUAAAUAAAGUCACUACAUUAUAAAAACAACUUAUUUAUGAACUCAAGUUAUUUGUUUAUGACAAUGAAGUCUUCAUAGUACAAGAAUAAAAUAAAAUUAAUAUUAAUUUAAAAGAAAAAAGUCUUGAUCUGAAAAAGUAAUGCUGUGAAGUUAUAAAUGAACAAAUGAAAGUCAUAAAAGUAAAAAAUAAGGGAAAAGUUAUUCAUGUAAAUGUCUGCACAUUUUAAAUCUGCCUCAAUUCAUCGUGUUUUUCAAAGGCAGAGUGAGGCAUGCUGGGAGUUUUAAGUGAUCGGUGAUAAACUUAAGAGUGAAUGCAGACUGUGGAGUGACCUGCUGAAAGGUCACAAGAGUCAGAGUCUUCCUCUGACAAUGAGAGAGAGAGGGAGAACCUGUGUUGAAGUAUCCAGGAGGUCAGGAGGCCCAGAGGGUGGAUUUUUUAGGUGAAUUCAAUGUGCUCUGGAGGACCGCAGAGUCAGUGCUCCAUUGAGGGUCCUCAAAGUUUCAUUUAGAGGCCUUUGACACUUUAGAAAUAGUGUUUUUGUUUUUGUUUCAUGAGAAGUUUUCCAGAGAGUACGAGUUCUGAACCCGAGCGCUGUUCUUGACCGCUGAGUUGGAGUAAAUGUUCUGAACCUCUCCUGAGUUACAGCAGGUUCUCUUCCCCCCUCAAGGCACCUGCAUGUCGUCACCAGUUGAGCUUCAUUUUUGCUUUGACAGCUGAAUGUGUGUCUCAUUUUUGCUAACGCUGAGGCCCUCUGUGUCCUGAAGCAACUUCAGCCCAGCAGCUGUAGGUACAGGGAGGGAGAGGAGUACAGUGUUCUUCACCACAUCCAGAACGGCUCAUACGGGGACGUCUUCUGUGUUCGAGACAAAAGGACAGGAUUCAAAUGUGCUGCCAAGAGGGUAAGCCAAGAAAAACUGAGUCAUACUUUCUCUUGUAGCCUGUCGCCUCCUGAACCCUGACGUGACGUUUGAGUCAGACAUUUCUGCUCUUUGUUGUUGUCCGCUGAUCUCAGAUCCCCCUGAGUCACUUCAGCAGCGAGGAGGCGAGCACAUGGAGCGCUCUGAACUCUCCUCGUGUGGUCGAGCUGUUUGGAGCUGUGAGGGAAGGCCUCAACAUCCUGCUCUUCAUGGACUUAAAGCCGGGUAAACUUUCCUGGACAUCAACACAAACACUGUCGUAUAAGGUUUAAAUGCACAUUUUAAAGUGCAACAACAAAUAACAGGUUUAUCGUUUUCAGCAUGUUUGGCUCAGCUCCUGAAAGAGAUGGAUUCACUACCUGAGGAUUUGGCCCUGCACUACCUGCAUCAGACACUGGGGGCGCUAGAGCACCUGCACCACAAGAGGGUUCUUCACCUGGAUGUCAAAGGUGUGUCUCACUCCUCAGCUCUUAUUUUUUCAUGUUCAAGAAAGUAUAAAUGUAAAUAAAGGGAAAAAAAAUAAUAGAAAUAAUAAUAAUUAUUGUUAUAAUAGUAAUUAUAAUAAUAUAAAGGAAAAUAUAAAUGUAAAUAAAUAAAGGAAAAAAUAAAAUAAUAAUACAAAUAAUAAUAAUAAUAAUAAUAAUAAUAAUAAUAACAGUCAUACAAAGGAAUGUAGAAAAUGUAAAUAAAUUAAGGAAAAAAUAAUAACUAUAUAAAAGAAAAUAUAAAUGUAAAUAAAUAAAGGAAAAAAUAUAAUAAUAAUACAAAUAAUAAUAAUAAUAAUAAUAAUAAUAACAGUCAUACAAAGGACUGUAGAAAAUGUAAAUAAAUUAAGGAAAAAAUAAUAACUAUAUAAAAGAAAAUAUAAAUGUAAAUAAAUAAAGGAAAAAAUAAUAUAAUAAUACAAAUAAUAAUACAAAUAAUAAUAAUAAUAAUAAUAAUAAUAAUAAUAAUAAUAACAGUCAUACAAAGGAAAAUAGAAAAUGUAAAUAAAUUAAGGAAAAAAAAUCAUAUAAAAGAAAAUAUAAAUGUAAAUAAAUAAAGGAAAAAUAAAUGAACAAUAAUAAUAAUAAUAAUAAUAAUAAUAAUAAUAAUAAUAAUAAUAAUAUUUCAAAUAAUAAAUAAACAAAUUGGUUUAAUAAUUAGAUUUAAAAAAAUAAAAUUAAAAAUUACAGCAAAAAUACAUACAGCAACGGCCAAGACAGUGACAAUAGAAAAGCACAGCUACUCCUGCAGAUGUGCUACAAUCGACAACCACCACCACACCAUUGACAGUACUCAUCCUGUUAUCUGUGAGAAGUUAUCCAGAUAUAUUUUAAAAUCAUUCCUGCAUUUGUCAAAAAGAUGGGGUUUCUUUUUCAUAUUGAACAUAAUUUUUUCAGAGGCCAUGUAUGACGCAACUUUCUUAAGCCACAUUGAAGCAGUAGGUGGGUUUUCACUUUUCUACAAUACAGCGAUGAAUUUAUUUCCAGCAAUUAGGAAUAGACUAAUAAAACAUGUUUUCCUUAUCGUAUCAGUGGGUCAGACAGACCACCUGAACUCUUUAAACCCUUUGGUUCUUUGUUUUAGUUUGGUAGCAUCAUAAGUUUUCUUUUUAAUCGUAUGUCUUUAGGGCUUUUAUUCUUCAGUGUUUUUGCUUCUACUGGAUAUUUCAAAGUAAAAAAAGACUCAUGUUUUUUUAAACAGUCAUAAUUUAUUAGCCCCCCUGCUGGUUUGCAUCCAUUCGGGUUUAGAUUUGACUUGUUAAGUUUGUGAGACCCCACAGUGCCCGCUCUGCCUGCUGUGAUAGUGGAUUUGAUAUAAUCAGGGAGGCUUGGUGGGUGGGAGGGAGCCCAGUGAACCCUGUAGCUGCUGGUUGUACUGUCAGAUACUAUACUCAAUGUUUGGCCCUAAUCCUAAACUGACGUGUCACCCCUGAGACCUCUGUAAUCCCCGCUGAGAGGAUUGAGCAGGAGGGGGGUUCAUUCAAAUUAGGCCUCUUCUUCAUUUGCCUCUGAGCUCCCAUCAGCCAACAGGCAUCAAGCUGACCUGUCUCAUCGUAUCACGUCCUAUGAUGAGAGUGUUUGUUUUCUUUUGGAGGAUUUUUACCUCAUGCCACCUGCAGGCGGCUGCUCAGAGGCUGCUGAGGCUUCACCCCCCCGUGGACACAUCAGUCCCACAGCCUGUGACAGCCCCCUGAGUUCUCACUCUCCUGUCUCAUCAUGAACAGCGAAUGAAAACAAGCUGUCUGAGCGAAUCCUGUGUGUUGAUUUAAUUCCAGUUGACAAUGUGCUGCUGUCUGCGGACUGCAGGGACACAUUCCUCUGUGACUUUGGUCUCUCAGAGACUUUAGAUGACAAUGGAUGGAGUACCAAGGCAUUCAGGGGUGAGUAAAUACUGAACGGUCAGCAUAAAAUCCUGCCAAAGUUUAUUCCUCAGAUACACGGCCUGAGAAGAGUCUAAUCUAUGUGAAAAUGAUGCAUUAGACACUAAUGGAGAGGUAAGGACAGUGAGAUAAUGUACUGUUGUCUGUAAAGGAGCCGCCUUCCCAGGCACUGAGACCCACAUGGCCCCUGAAGUGGCACGAGGGGACCGCCUUUGUGCCAAGGCGGACGUGUGGAGCAGCUGUUGCAUGUUACUGCACAUGCUCAAUGGAUGCCAACCAUGGAUACGCUACUACUCCCAUCCCCUGUGUCUGCAGGUGAGAGCACACUUGACUGUUAUUGUAAAGUUCUUGAUGCAGUCUUGUACCCACACCUGCUGUCUUCUGGUUACAGAUUGUCAACGAGCCUCCUCCUCUGUGGGAGGUACCGUCCAACUGUAACAACUUCACAGCCAAAGUGUUCAGAUCAGGACUUCAGAAAGAUCCCGACAGACGGGCAACAGCGAAGGAGCUCAGGAGGAAAACCACCAAGGCCCUCAGAGCAGGUGACCGGCUACCUACAAACUCGCUUAUGACCUCACUUUCUCACCGACUUACCUACCGUUUAACCCUCUACAAAUCUGUCUGCCUACCUGCUUAUGUACCAGUCCACUCACUGUCUUACACACCAAUCAUCUGACCUCUGGCCUUUAGACCAACUCACUGACCUUUUUACUGACAGAUAAAUGGCUGACCUACCUACUUCAUUCUGUACCUAACUACCCAGCAAGUUUCCCGUACUACAUACUUUCAGAUUGGUAAUGGUAAAUCCUACCUACCUAAUGACCAUCAGUCCAGCUUCCUUACCACCUUGCCUGCUCACCUACAUUCCUUGUCACCUGCCUCUUGACCUACCUAACUGCUUAUUACUUACCUUCCAACUGGAUGCCCUACCAGUCAACCUAACUAUCCUGUUUCCAACCUAUUUUUCAACCCACUCACCAAAGAGAACUGACUGACCUACCUACCUACUGACCAACCCAUUCCCCACCUACCUUUGUACUUGUACACCUACCUUUCUAGCUGGUUAGCCUACCAACAAACCUAAUUAAUCUUUUAUUUUACUUACCGACCUGCUUACUCACCUCACAGACAGCCAACUGACCUGCUUACCAACCUGCCUACCUUUCCAUGGUACCUACUUACCUACCUACCUUUAAACUUCCCUUCCUAAACCAUCUUCCUACCUACCUUUCUCCUCAACUGAUGGCCUCACUGCUGGGCCCAACUAUCAUGACACCAUGACAUGAUCUUAUGCUACCUGAUCUUUAUCCUACUUCUCUACCUGAUCACACACUGACAACCAACUGACCUACUUACCUGCCCACCUACCUUUCAAAUUGUAUUCCUUAUCACCCAACUGACUUACCUACCUAUAACUUUUUAUCAGUUUACUAUUUCUCUAUCUACAAACCUAUCUACUGACUUUACGGCUCUACCUUCCUACCCUCUUGACUACCUUCCUAACUACCUACCUUACCCCUUUGUUUUGCCUCUUUAAAACAAAAAAGGACCCAGGAUUGUUCCCUGAGGAACUCCAAGUCUUGUUUUCCCAAAUCUUUACCAAGAAAUAGGUCCGUAUUGAUUACUAGUUGCUUGGAGACCAAGUACCUGAGUGUGUUGGUUGAGUUAUCUUCAUUUGAAUUGACCUCUAAAUUGAGUAUUUGCUCCACAGUUGGAGGUCUGAGUCCCUGGUCUAUCAGAGAUGCCUGUGAGAAGCUGUAUCAUGACACCCAAAAUGAAGACACUCCCUGCUCUUUGUCACCCGGGACACCCACCGAUCCAGUGAAACCACCAGCUACAGCGAUGUACUGGGUGAGCCCCUGGAGGACCACAGCAGUGGAAGAGGACAUCAACGACAGGAAGGAUGGUGACUCAGACCAAGACUUUGAUCUAGAGACAGAUUCCUUAACGAGAGAGUGGGACUCUCAGCCGAAAACACUGCAGGAUAAUUACACUGCUAAUGAGGAGGACUGGGACUCCUGCUCUGAUUCAGAGGUGGACAUUUACAUGGGAGAGGAGGAAUACCUUCAGGAGAAGUGGCUGAAGAAUGACAGGGACUAUGAGGGGGAUUGGGAGGAGGAAGGAGAUGAAGAGGAGCAGGUAGAGGAGGAAGAUGAAGACUGGGACUCUUCCAUAUCUACAGAGUAUCUCCGUGCUCUCAAGGGCCUUUUCCCUUUGCUGCAAAAAGGCCAACAGGUGCAUGAGAAUUCAUGGGGUUCAGAGCCAGAGCUGGAAUACCUCAGAGAUGGUGAGUCCUGCCUAAACCCUCAACAAACGCAGGCCAGUGUAGGGUAUGCAGAGAGUUAAAUUUGACAAAUAGGAAAAUGGAGGAAGAGUAUUCCUCAUUAAUUAACUGUCACCAUAAAUCAAGAGUUGUUUUAGGAAUGGGAAUGCCUAAUCGAGAAGCAUUCUCACAAUACAAUACCCUCUUGAUAUACUGAGGCUGAAGGAAUUACCGGACAGUCCGGUCAUUCCACCUGUCGUCACUGAGCGCCUUUAAGCCAUUCUGGAUUAGAAAUAACUGUGCGUCUGUUAGACAUGACACCAAAACUACAGUAGCUUUAUUCAGCAAAUCCUUGCCACUUGACUGCGCCUAAACAUUUAUAAUGCAGUCAGUAAACUAUGUCAACAGCCCUGUCAUUGCUGUCAGCUACCGUCAUGAGAUCAUGACUGAAAGACUGAGAUUGCAUUUGCAGGACUCAGUCUUGGAGGAGGGGGGUUAGGGUGUUAGACAUCUGGAGGAAGCUUGGGAGUACAGUAUCUGAGGGUGUGGUGGUUGACUCAUCUGAUAAGGAUGCAUCCAGAGUGCCUCUCUGUGGAAGUUUUCUGGGUAUAUCCAACCAGGUCUUAUUUAAAAAACAGCAUAUUUUUCCAUUAAGGAAGGGUUUUACAUAAGAAAUGUUCCUGGUUGUCAUAAAAACAUUAAACAGUAUCACUUGAAUUGUGUCUCACUGGAAUUUAAAGUAUAUUGAUAAAUGUCAUUUCUCACUAGAUGUACCCAAAGGCACCAUGAUCCAGACCCCGUCCCCUGAACCUCGAGACGACCCUCCGUCCUGUUUCAGCUGCUCGGAAACAUCUCAGAUAGAUGCCUCAGACAAAGUGUGUAUCGAUAAAUGCGUGUGUUUGUUUAUGUCAUUAAAAAGCGUGUGUAAAUAGAGGAAAAGAUGAAUAAAUCGCCCUCUUUAUUUGAAGGACUCGGAGCACUCGUCUGAUGACCUGAGCUCUGGAGUUUUCUCCUCCUGUAACAGUCAGACAGACGGACACUUGGAGUGGUUGGCCUCAGCUCAUCAGCCCUCCUCACACUGUUUUGAUGGUAAGAAGACAGGCUCAUGUGUGUUAAUAUGACGCACUUCUGCUGUUUCUAUGAAUAACACUCUGAUUCUUCAGGUGUUGACAUCUGGAUUGAAAACGUUCAGGGAGAGUGUUUGAGGAUUCGUGAACGCCGGCAUGUCAAAGUGGGACAUGUUGCUAUAGGAAUCAGUGAUCAGGUGAGGCACUUGGCGAACACGCGGCGCCGGCUUGAGUUGCGGUUGCAUCAACUUCAAGUUUGUUAUUUAAUCUGUCUGCAGAGUUGGCAGACAAUGAUGAUAUUAAGUGUGAUAACCAGAGCUUGACAUUAGCACUUUUUGCUCACCAGCCACUGUUGCCAGGAGUUUUCUAAAGUUCCCACGAAGCACUUUUACUAGACAGAACCUCUGCGGUCGUCACAGAAAACCUCUCUUCCUCCUCCUCUUAUAUUACCUGUGGUGUGCCCCAAGGUUUGAUUUUAGGUCCCCUUUUUUUCUCUUGGUAACAUCGUUCAGUGUCUGUUUUCAUUUUUUCAUUGUAAGCAGACGACAAACAGAUUUACCUGCUGCUAAGACCUGCAGACAAAACAGGCCAAGCUGUUGUUUUUGACUGUCCGAAGGAUAUUAAAUGUUGGAUGAUGCAAAGUUUACUACAGUUUAGUGACUUUAAAUUAAGAAAUCAUGCUCUUUAAUUGUCCCAGCUCACACAUUCCUCCAAUUGAAUGCUUUCUAAAGACAAAAACCAGUCACUCAAAGACCACUUUUUAAGCACGCAGAAAAGUGUUGAGAUUUCAAACCAGCCCUCUAGGAAUCAAACUGAAUUAUCUUACCCAUCUUUCAGGUCUCAGGUAAAGCAUUCACCUUGGAGACCCUGGACAGGAAGACGGUGUCCUUUGAGGAGGAAAUCACAGAGUCGUGCUUGUGGCUGCGCUGUGUUCCUGCUCCGGACAGAUGUCAGCGCUGGAGGUGGAGGGUCAGAGACGGCCGUCUGGAGCUUCGGGAGUGACAAAGACUCUUUCAG